This is a messenger RNA of Rhinocladiella mackenziei CBS 650.93, 1056 nucleotides long. RefSeq lists its product as uncharacterized. The record is from RefSeq and is a predicted model, not a curated record. Lineage: Eukaryota; Fungi; Ascomycota; Eurotiomycetes; Chaetothyriales; Herpotrichiellaceae. The transcript is spliced from 3 exons. Gene Ontology annotation, molecular function: oxidoreductase activity. The coding region runs from base 1 to 1056 and encodes 351 amino acids.
AUGGCUCUCAUUCGACUUGUACCUCUUCCAACAGUCGCUAUUGCGCUCUUAAGUUGCACCUUGGCCAUCGUGAGCCAUCAAAGUCGACUACGAGAAGCUCAUUCACCUGCGAUGGCUGGCCCGGCGUACGUAUACGACGCCCUUGUGAUUGGGGGGGGACCCGCGGGCCUGUCCACCGCCUUAGGUCUAGCCAGACAACUAUAUACCACGAUAGUCUUCGAUUCUGGCCAAUACCGCAACGAUCCGACGGAAAAGAUGCACAAUGUGCUGACAUGGGAUCAUCGGCACCCGACGGAAUACCGUGCAACAGCGCAUGCCAACAUUCUUGCUAGAUAUUCCACCGUCCAGUUUCAAAAUACUUCCGUUGAAUCCAUCACAAAGGGAGCAGAUGGCACUUUUGAAGCCAUCGACAAAAACAAGAACAAAUACACCGGCAAGCGGGUCGUUCUGGCCACAGGCGUCAAGGACAUUCUUCUUGACAUCCCAGGUUACAAAGAACUUUGGGGUCGUUCGAUAUUUCACUGCUUGUUCUGCCAUGGAUAUGAAGAGCGUAGAAGUUCGUCAGCAGGCGUCCUGGCACAGGGCGUCUUGGCCGAUCCUCAGCUGAACUUGCAUAUGGCCCGAAUGGUUGCUCGGCUGGCAGCAAGUGUCACAAUCUAUUCAAAUGGCGAUAUCACCGUCACUGAACAGCUCGAGAAACAGCUGGCCGGCAAGCCCUUGACAAUUGAGCCGCGGAGGAUUACGUCAUUGGAGCGCAAGGGCACCCGAGGCUCAGACAUGACUGUGCACUUCGAAGAUGGAAACAGUAAAGACGAAGUAUUUCUCGCUCACAUUCCUCGAACAGAGAUCAACGGCCCGUUCCUGCGGCAAUUGGACGUCGAGGUCGAGAAUGGAGUUAUCAAGACGGUUCCGCCUUUCUACGAAACCACGGUCUCCGGUGUCUUCGCUGUGGGUGAUUGUGCGACGGCGUUGAAGACUGUCACUCAAGCAGUAGCCAUGGGAAGCUUCGGUGCUGGAGGUGUGGCGCAGCAAUUGGGAGGCUUGGGGAACUUGUAG